Molecule: messenger RNA, 1053 nt
Organism: Letharia columbiana
Lineage: Eukaryota; Fungi; Ascomycota; Lecanoromycetes; Lecanorales; Parmeliaceae
Exons: 1
Coding region: 1-1053 (350 amino acids)
Molecular function (GO): oxidoreductase activity, acting on NAD(P)H
Source: RefSeq, a predicted model, not a curated record
AUGUCCUCCACCACCUCAACCCACCACCUCGCCGCCAUCCUCCCCACGAAAGCCGCCGGAGCCUUCCAAGUCAAAGACCGCCCCACCCCGACCCCAGGUCCCCACGACCUCCUCAUCGAAGUCAAAUCCAUCGCGCUCAACCCAAUCGACUACUACCAACGCGACAAAGGCUUCCCACCCCUGGACCACUACCCCACGGUCCUGGGCUCCGACAUCGCGGGCACCGUCGUCUCCGCCGGCGCCUCCGUGCCGUCCGACGCGCCCGAACCGGGCGCCCGCGUCGCCGCCUUCGCCCCGUGUUUCUUCACCAAGGGCCUCCCGGACUACGGCGCCUUUCAGACGCGCGUGCUGGUCCCGGCGGCGAACGUGGUUCCGCUGCCGGCGAAGAUCGGCUUCAACGAGGCGAGUUUGCUCCCCAUGGGCGUCGUGACGGCGUGGUCGGGCUGGUAUUCUAUUGGGGUGCCGCGUGAUACGGCGUACUCGGCCGAGGAUGGGAAGGGGAUGCUGAUUUGGGGUGGCGCGAGCAGUAUUGGCAGUGCGGCGGUACAGGUUGCGAAGUCUAUGGGGUUCAGUGUUUAUGUCACCGCGAGCGAGAAGCAUCAUGAGUAUCUGAAAGGUUUGGGAGCGAGCAAGGUUUUUGAUUAUAGGAGCGAAGAUGUAGUGGAGAAUAUCGUCAAGGCGGCCAAGGCGGACGGGGUCACGGUUCAGUCGGGAUUUGAUGCGGCCGGUCAGGUGAAGUCGUGUUUGGAGAUCUUGAAGGAGUUGAAGGGGGAGGGGUCGGCGAAGCUGGCGACGGCGGUCCCUCCGUCGGAGGACACGCCCAAGGUAGAGGGUGUGGAGGUGAAAUUCGUCGCGGCUCCGGGGGAUGAGAAGGAGAGGACGGAGCACUUCCACUUUGUCCUUGGGGUCUGGUUGAAGGAGAAGUUGGAGAAGGGGGAGUUUGUGCCGAGUCCGAAGGUUCAGGUGGUUGGGGGAGGCUUGGAGGGGAUCGACAAGGGGUUGGAUGAACUGAAGAAGGGAGUCAGUGGUGUGAAGCUUGUGCUUGAGGUUUGA